Messenger RNA from Protopolystoma xenopodis, 384 nucleotides. The record is from the annotation of a GenBank genome assembly. NCBI's taxonomy places the organism in Eukaryota, Metazoa, Platyhelminthes, Monogenea, Polystomatidea, Polystomatidae.
UUGGAAGAAUUCAAGUCAACAAUUCAAACAACAAAUGUCCAACAAGCCCACAGCCAGAGUAAAUCGCGUCUGUUCAGAUCAACUACUUCCAACCAGGAGACGGAUGUAGGAGCAAAGCAAAGGGAAAGGAGGCAGAAGGAAUGGCCAGGAGAGGAGAAUACCGUAGAUACGUGGGAUGGGGAAGAGAAAGACAUAAAGAGAAAGGCUUGGGAGGAGGCCGACAACUUGGUUAUCGUGAAUGUAGGCAGAGGGAACUUUCCAGAUCGUCAUUUUGAGAAGUUGUGUGCGCCAAAUCGGUAUUCCUGCAUCAAAGAAUCUCGCUCCUUCAGGCUGUUGGGGGCUCGAGGCCUCCGGUCGUCAGUUGCAUUCAUCGUGAUCACCUGA